Messenger RNA from Monascus purpureus, 3152 nucleotides. Lineage: Eukaryota; Fungi; Ascomycota; Eurotiomycetes; Eurotiales; Aspergillaceae. The record is from the annotation of a GenBank genome assembly.
CGGCGAGCUGCAUUGUCUUUUCCUCCCUAUCCUGCAGCAUGACUCAGGAGAGAUAUUUGAUAUCCAUGCUCUAAACAUAAUCCCUGUUGCUACCAACGGAGCUGCUAUCUGCAACCCCCUGUUUACUAUCCUGCGACGCGUUUCCAUUCCCGCGUCUGCCUAGAGGCAAUCGUCGAUUCCCUAACGAUGACAUGACAGCUUUUAUCCGCCUCAUCUAGGUCUGCCUCUCUUGCAGGGACCUAGCUGUGCUCCUCUUGAUUUAGCCCCUUUCAAACGAUAAUCCAAGAGUGUCUGAAGUUCCUGGAAAUGACCGGCCCGAUCCACACGUACGGCCCGACGUGCCUCCUCUCCGACGGUGAGCUAGAUCUUUCCGCCUUACAAUCCUCGCCCACGCCGCCCAGGCUUCGUGCACAAUUUUUCUAUGCUUCUUCAUUAUCAAUAGACGACCCAUUGAGUCCUAUUCCUCCUCCGAGCGGGUCAAGGUUCGAGAAUGAGAAGAUUCCCCCUCAACCCUUUUCGGCUAAAGAUAAUGCGGCCCUUGAGGAGGCUUGGCAAGCAAUACGGCAAGCUCGCCUGGCGAGCUUGUCUCGAAGACCUAGUACUCGUGGACUUAUUCCCGUGACCGAAGAUAGGCAUGGAAGCGGGCCUAUGGCGAUUCAGGAGAUCGAUCAGGGGAGGAUCCUUGGACACCGCAAGAGAGAAGGAUCACCUGUGGAUCUCAGUUCAGGGAGUACAAAACGAAUAGCAAGUCCACCUUCAGAGGCUGGAUGUACAGCCUUAGAAGCGGCAGAAAGCGUGAGUGUACGUGACAAUCGGUCUCGUGGCGUAAGCAUCAGUGGUUCUCCAUUUAUCAGGGCACCAGUAGAUCAGUUUCACAGCCCAUCGCGACUCUCGAUGGCAUCUGAUCUGUCAAUGGAUGUUGGUCAGGAGCUGCGGCCAGAGUCUCGAGAUGCUGGUGGUGGUCAUCCCGUUCCUAAAUGUUCGAGUUUGGGAGCCAACUUAGCCCAGCCCGAAGAGUCUACAGAUAGUUUACCUGUCAGCGUGGAAGAUAAUGAAGACCAGACUCUAAUUCCAGUGGGCGCGUCUCGUCUCCAUCUGGUUGAAUUGCCAAAGCUGAAGAUGAAGCCCAUUUACUGGAACCCUCUUCAAGAUGUAUGCAGUGUCCUUCGAGCUACAUGGUUUUACAAGAAUACCAUGCUGCCAGUAGAACCUGAACUUGCCAAUAAGCUUGAGGGGGGAUAUCUUUACUUUAAGCCGUGGACGGAAACCUGGCAAGACGAGUUGAACAGCUGUGUUGAAAAUGGUGCAGACGCUGAACUGAAGAUUGUACAUAGGCUUUGGCCGAAAGAAGAUCCAAAAUCCGUCAGCAGGCCUACGACGUCGCAAGAUCAGAAAGCUUCCCCUCGAUCUCAUAAACCCGUUUCCAAUAUUGGCACUGAUUCGCAGAUGCCUGAAGAGAACAAGGCAGCUGGUGGUUCAAUUGCGGCCGUGAAGCCCUUCUUAAACUCAAGUGCAAUAUAUGUCGAUGCACAAAAUGCUCAGAUUCUCCGACCUAGCCUUCUUCCUUCUGUAUCGAGGGGAAGAAGACCACUCAGUGCAAUACGCAAGGGGAGGCAAAUCGGUAUCCCUGUUGUUCGUGGUUUUAGUCGAAAACUGUGGGAUCGGCUCCAUCCAUCGAACCCCAGCCCCAUAGACGUGAGGCAUUAUCUGAGACGCACUCAAACCCGGGACAUUCCUGCAGCCGCCAGGGGAGAGAUAUGUUAUGCUUGUGCAAUCGAGGCGUCAAGACCAAAUCCCACUGACCUGGUGUUGGUCAUACAUGGUAUAGGACAAAAGUUAUCUGAGCGCAUGGAAAGCUUCCAUUUCACCCACGCAAUCAACGCUCUUCGCAGAACCGUCAAUAUGGAACUCAACAAUGAACCUGUUUGGACCCAUGUCCAUCAGGACCACGGAGGCAUUAUGGUUCUGCCGGUCAAUUGGAGGUCAACACUAUCCCUCGAGGACUCAACCCUAGAAUCUCCGUCGGACGAGGACCCUACCACCAACCAUUUCACUCUGAAGGAUAUCACUCCAGAGACAAUCCCUGCUGUGAGGACUUUAAUCAGCGACGUCAUGCUUGACAUACCCUAUUAUUUGUCGCACCACAAGCCCAAAAUGAUACGGGCGGUCACCAAGGAAGCAAAUCGCGUUUACCGGCUCUGGUGUCAAAACAAUCCGGGCUUCCAAGAGCACGGCAACGUACAUAUUAUUGCUCACUCUCUUGGGAGUGUGAUGGCAUUGGAUAUUCUGAGCAACCAGCCUACUAAGGUCCCCCGCUUCGAUUUCUCGAAUGUCGAGGUUCAUGGAGAUAUUUUCGAAUUUGACACUAAGAAUUUAUUUCUUUGCGGAAGCCCAGCAGGUUUCUUCCUACUUCUCAAUAAAGGUUUGGCUUCCCCUAACAUAGAUAUCUUUAGAAGUUGCUUGACUCUAAUGGUCGUGAUCGUACGAACAGCAAACCUAAUUCCGCGAAGGGGCAUAAACAAACCAGAUAGUGACAGUGAUGAGCGGCCUCGAGGACUUGCAGGCGAAGCAGGCACCUAUGGUUGCUUGGCCGUGCACAACCUGUACAACAUCAUGCAUACAACUGACCCAAUUGCAUACCGUGUGAAUGCUGCAGUGGACAGUGAUCUAGCCGAUUCUCUCAAAAUGGCUGCCAUUCCAAGUUCCUCCGCUUCCAUCUGGAGUUCCUUCGGCAAUGUCUUCCGCUGGAACAUCCCCUCUGCCUACGAACCAUCGUCCACCCACCGCAUAGCCGUUGCGAAACUCCCUUCCAACGUGGAGUUGGAGACUCACGACUUCACCCGUGAAGAGAUCGCAGAGAAGCGCAUGCUCCUUCUUAACGACAACGGCCAGGUCGAUUAUUUCCUAUCCGGUGGGAGUGGGCCCCUUAACAUUCAGUAUCUCAACAUGUUGAACGCUCAUAGCAGCUAUUGGAUCCUGCCUGAUUUUGUGAGGUUCUUUGUCAUAGAGAUUGCGAGGAAACAGGGGAAAGAUGGGACGCUGUUGGCUCUCCGUGCGGAGAAGAAGAAGGGAUGGAAGCGUUAGUGAGUUGAAGAUAUCUACGUAGAGUAUAUUACGGUGCAUAAUAGUAAUAGUAAAGAGAGCUUUCGGGG